UGCUUCCAAGAACAAACUAUUCUCCCAGGACAGGUUUCAGAUCUGCUCACUUCUCUGCUGCUCUCUCAGCACUGAAAACCUUCUGCUAUGAUUCUACAUACAUUGCUGGAGUGGCUGGACAUUAAGGGCUUCCUGCUCUUUCUUUUUUUGUUCCUGCUUCUGGCUGAUAUUCUGAAGAAUAAAAAUCCACCUAAUUUCCCACCGGGACCCUGGCCAUUGCCUUUCCUGGGAAAUGUCUUCACUGGCGGUGAUUACCUGACAAUGGACAAGCUUGCUGAGGAGUAUGGCAAUAUCUUCAGUCUGAGGAGGGGCAGUAUGAAGGUGGUGUUUAUAUCUGGUUACAAAAUGGUGAAGGAGGCUUUAAUCAAGCAAGGAGAGAACUUGUCAGACCGCCCAGUAAUUCCUCUUUUCCAUAAAGUGUUUAAAGGACUUGGUUUGGCUUUAAGCAACGGAUACCUGUGGAAAAGCCAGAGAAGGUUUGCAAAUGCCCACUUGAAGCACUUUGCCGAGGGCAAGAAAACUCUGGAGUGGAGUAUUAUGCAGGAGUGCAACUUCCUCUGUCAGGCCUUGGAGGAGGAGCAGGGAGGACCCUUCGACCCCCAGUUUACAAUAAACAAUGCCGUUUCCAAUGUCAUCUCUUCUGUGGUGUUCGGCCGUCGUUUUGAUUACAACGAUGAACGUUUCCAGACCCUCCUACGCUUGGAUGCCGAAGCCAUCCUCUUAGCAGGACAUAUGACUGCUCAGCUAUAUGAUGUCAUGCCGGGACUUAUGAAGUAUUUGCCAGGACCUCAUCAAACCAUACACUCAAACUAUGCUAAAAUUGUUGCUUUUCUAAAAGAAGAAAUAGAAAAGCACAAGGAGAACUGGGAUCCAUCUGAUCCACGUGACUACAUUGACACCUAUUUGGGAGAGAUGGAGAGGAAAAAGGAUGACAGUGAGGCUGGAUUCUGUACAGAGACCCUGACAGUGUGUGCCCUUGACUUGUUUGAGGCUGGGACAGAGUCAGUUUCAACUACCUUGCGCUGGGGCCUCCUGUUCAUGAUGAAGCACCCAGAGAUACAAAAGAAGGUCCAGGCUGAGAUAGACAGAGUGAUUGGACAGUCACGUCAGCCCACCAUGGCUGACAGACCCAACCUGCCCUACACUGAUGCUGUGGUCCAUGAGAUACAGAGGAUGGGUAAUGUUGUGCCAUUGGGCUUUCCAAAAAUGGCCAACAAGGAUACCACAUUAGGGGGAUACUUUAUACCCAAGGGUGCAAUGGUGGUAACAAAUCUUUCCUCUGUACUGAAUGACAAAAAUGAGUGGGAGACACCAGACAUCUUCAAUCCAGGACAUUUUCUGGAUUCUGAGGGCCGGUUUCGGAGAAGGGAAGCAUUCCUCCCGUUUUCAGCAGGCAAAAGGGCAUGUGUAGGGGAGCAGCUGGCUCGGAUGGAGCUGUUCCUCUACUUCACCUCUCUUCUCCAAAGGUUCACUCUCUCUCCUCCCCCUGGAGUGGAGCUGGAUCUUGAAGGCCAGCUUGGGUUCACCCUUUCCCCAAAGCCCUUCAAGAUGUGCUUUUUGGAUCGCUGAUUCCCUGGGCAGUAUCAGACAUUGGAUACAAGGCUCAGAGGAUCAAUUUUGGGGUGUAGAAAAAAUUCAUCUGUGUUCACACAAUGUUUUUUUUUCUAAUUUAGUCAUCCUAGUUGUCAAAAAUGUAUUUCAUGCAAUUUUCAUGUAAUUUUGCCAAAUGACAAAUUCAGCAACAGCAGAGGUUACAGAGAUUCAGGCUGAAGAAUAGCAGUGAGCAUCCAGCCAGGUGAGGAAAGGAUCUGAACCAGAAACCACAUCAACUCCAAGGCAUUCCACUACCCUAUAGGCUGAACAAAAUAACACAGUGACACAGUAAAAAGAGCAUGAAGCAGUAUUUUCAAUGUUGCUAUUUUUUCCUGUUUCUUCAUUUGCUAAGAUUUUCAUAAAGACACCUCACAACUAAUAAAAUAAUAUUCGUCAUCAUAUUAAAUAUAACACAUUACAUAUGUUGUACCUACUAUACAACAAUAUUUACCUGCCACAUUGUAAUUGUAACAAGCUAUCCCAGAUUUGGUUCAAAAUUUUAAGAACAUAAAAUGAAUAAAAAGAGUUUGUCUAUUUUGUGUAUUCAUACCUUUACUUGAAGUAAUCCACAGCAUUAGGGGCAUGGAUAAAUAAAGUUACCCUGCUUGGUU
Messenger RNA from Megalops cyprinoides (Indo-Pacific tarpon), 2204 nucleotides. RefSeq names its product cytochrome P450 2J2-like. The transcript has 9 exons. Bases 88 to 1569 code for a protein of 493 amino acids. Gene Ontology annotation, cellular component: cytoplasm; intracellular membrane-bounded organelle. The record is from RefSeq and is a predicted model, not a curated record. Gene Ontology annotation, biological process: xenobiotic metabolic process. NCBI's taxonomy places the organism in Eukaryota, Metazoa, Chordata, Actinopteri, Elopiformes, Megalopidae. Gene Ontology annotation, molecular function: heme binding; iron ion binding; oxidoreductase activity, acting on paired donors, with incorporation or reduction of molecular oxygen, reduced flavin or flavoprotein as one donor, and incorporation of one atom of oxygen.